CCUCGCUCUCUCUCUCUCUCUGUGCACAAUGCUCUGUCUCACAAAUUGGCAUAAACCCUAAUCCCUUCCAUAAACAGUUUAAUUUCAGUUUACAGAAGCACACCCAGAAUGGCAACUCUGCUUCAGGCAUCCAGCUCGGCAUUCACUUGUUUUCCCACAAGUCUUUUCUCGAAAGAUCAUUUCUUUCGCUUUCGACAACACUCACACCCACUCGUCCUCAGGUGUUGUAAUUUGGUGGAGCCACUCAAGUUUGAGAAUGGAAAGCCACAGCUACCUCUUCUUGAUUCUCAACCAGCGUUUCCAAGUUUCUUGCUUUCAUCUACCCAUUUACACAGUUCUGAAAACAAGCAUGACACAAGACUCCGCAUCUUCUCUGGCACUGCAAAUCUUGCUCUUUCCCAGGAAAUUGCCUGCUACAUGGGUCUGGAACUUGGAAAAAUUAAGAUAAAACGUUUUGCGGAUGGUGAGAUUUAUGUUCAGUUGCAAGAAAGUGUUAGGGGGUGUGAUGUGUAUCUUGUGCAACCCACAUGCCCACCUGCAAAUGAGAAUCUUAUGGAGCUUCUGAUAAUGAUUGAUGCCUGUAGGCGGGCAUCAGCCAAGACUAUAACUGCAGUAAUUCCGUAUUUUGGGUAUGCUAGGGCUGAUAGGAAGACUCAGGGGCGUGAAUCAAUUGCUGCCAAACUUGUCGCAAAUUUGAUUACCGAAGCAGGUGCAAACCGUGUUCUUGCUUGCGAUCUUCAUUCUGGGCAGUCCAUGGGUUAUUUUGAUAUCCCAGUGGAUCAUGUGUAUGGUCAGCCUGUGAUACUUGAUUACCUUGCCAGCAAGACUAUAUGCUCUGACGAUUUGGUAGUGGUCUCACCUGAUGUUGGAGGUGUUGCUAGAGCACGUGCUUUUGCCAAAAAACUAUCUGAUGCACCUUUAGCUAUUGUGGAUAAAAGACGUCAUGUGCACAAUGUUGCAGAGGUAAUGAAUUUGAUUGGUGAUGUGAAAGGUAAAGUUGCUGUCAUGGUGGAUGACAUGAUUGACACAGCUGGGACUAUUGCCAAAGGUGCAGCUCUAUUACACCAAGAGGGGGCCAGGGAAGUCUAUGCAUGUACUACCCAUGCUGUUUUCAGUCCUCCUGCAAUAGAGAGGUUGUCAAGCGGUCUGUUUCAAGAAGUGAUCAUAACAAACACCAUCCCUGUGUCAGAGAAGAACUAUUUUCCACAGCUGACAGUCUUGUCAGUAGCAAACCUCCUUGGCGAGACCAUAUGGCGCAUUCAUGAUGACUGCUCGGGGGGGUUUGAACCCUAUGCAAGCUUGGGCAUCGACUGACCAUAUCCGCAUCAACAGAUUUCCCUCCCAGCUUUCCUUACAGCCAUUCGGAAACAGAAUUUUCCAUAUAAAAGUUGAGAUCUUAUGUAGAUAAAUGCAAAUUGUUUGUUGUCAAUGGUUGUUUACAGUCAACCAAUUAUAAGUAGCUUCAAUAAACUCAUCACAGGUCCAUAGAAAUUCGUAUGGGGUUGUAAAUCUCAUCUUUGUAAUUCAUGUAUAAUGUUUUGUUUGUGUCUUUUGCUGUAAUGAAGUUUGCUUUGUAUGGUCAUACUCUUCACUCAGCAGGUGAUCUAAUAAUGCAUAUGUGUUCCACUUUCUUCUU
Messenger RNA from Tripterygium wilfordii, 1636 nucleotides. Its product is annotated as ribose-phosphate pyrophosphokinase 1-like. Gene Ontology annotation, biological process: 5-phosphoribose 1-diphosphate biosynthetic process; ribonucleoside monophosphate biosynthetic process; purine nucleotide biosynthetic process. Gene Ontology annotation, cellular component: cytoplasm; ribose phosphate diphosphokinase complex. NCBI's taxonomy places the organism in Eukaryota, Viridiplantae, Streptophyta, Magnoliopsida, Celastrales, Celastraceae. Bases 109 to 1314 code for a protein of 401 amino acids. The record is from RefSeq and is a predicted model, not a curated record. The transcript is spliced from 9 exons. Gene Ontology annotation, molecular function: ribose phosphate diphosphokinase activity; magnesium ion binding.